GUGCGUCUCUUCUUCUUCUUCUGCUGCUGCAUCUUCUUCUUCUUUUUCCUGAACGUGUCGUCAGAAAAGUGCCGAAGAACCGGCGGCGUGUUUCUUCUGCCUUCUGUCUUCACUCAUCUCCUUUAAAGUUGUUCUUAUUUAUAGAGGAAUGACGGAACGAAAAGGAACCGCGAAGCUCGACUUCUUGAGGAAGAUCGAGGCGGAGAUCCAGAAGAAAUGGGAAGAGGAGAAAACUUUCGAGAGCGACGCUCCAGAGGUGGAGGCUGAGACUAAGAACAAGUACUUAGUGACCUUUCCUUAUCCGUACAUGAACGGGAAGCUGCAUCUCGGUCACACGUUCUGUCUGUCGAAGUGUGAGUUUUCAGUGGGGUUUCAGCGUUUAAAAGGACGGCACUGUCUUUUCCCCUUCGGAUUACACUGCACAGGAAUGCCUAUUAAAGCCUGUGCCGAUAAGUUAAAGCGAGAGAUGGAGCUCUACGGAAAUCCACCGCAGUUUCCCGACGAGGACGAGGACGAAGCGGAAGAGAAGCCGAAGACGGCGGAUGAGAUCAUCAUCAAGGACAAAGCAAAGGGGAAGAGGAGCAAAGCAGCUGCUAAAGCCGGAUCCUCCAAGUUCCAGUGGGACAUCAUGAAGUCUUUGGGUCUGAAGGACGAGGAGAUCGUGAAGUUUUCUAACGCUGAGCACUGGCUGGAUUAUUUUCCUCCACUGGCAGUGGAAGAUCUGAAAAGGAUGGGUGUGAAGGUGGACUGGCGUCGCUCCUUCAUCACCACCGACGUCAACCCUUUCUACGAUUCCUUUGUGCGCUGGCAGUUUGUCACUCUGAAAGACAGGAAGAAGAUCAAGUUUGGGAAGAGGUAUACGAUUUACUCUCCGAAGGACGGACAGCCGUGUAUGGACCACGACAGACAGACGGGAGAAGGAGUCGGACCUCAGGAGUACACUCUUAUUAAAAUGAAGAUGGUUGAACCCUAUCCAGCGAAACUGAGCACUCUGAAAGGGAAGAAGGUGUUCCUGGUGGCAGCCACGCUGAGGCCGGAGACCAUGUUCGGCCAGACGAACUGCUGGAUCAGACCUGAUAUGAAGUACGUGGCGUUUGAGACGGUCAGCGGAGACGUUUUCAUCAGCACGCAGAGAGCAGCCAGGAACAUGGCCUACCAGGGCUUCACUAAGGAGAACGGAGUGGUGCCUGUAGUCGCGCAACUCCUCGGCCAGGACAUCCUCGGCUGUGCCCUGAACGCUCCUCUCACUACAUAUAAGACCAUCUACGCCCUGCCGAUGCUCACCAUCAAGGAGGAUAAAGGAACGGGAGUAGUGACCAGUGUGCCGUCGGACGCUCCUGAUGACAUCGCCGCACUGAGAGACAUCAAAAAGAAAGCGGCUCUGAGAGAGAAGUACGGGAUUGAAGAUCACAUGGUCCUUCCUUUUGAACCGGUUCCCAUCAUCGAGAUCCCGGGCUACGGAAACCUUUCGGCUCCUCUGGUGUGUGACGAGCUGAAGAUCCAAAGCCAGAAUGAUCGAGAGAAGCUGGCUGAGGCCAAAGAGAGAGUCUACCUCAAAGGCUUCUACGAAGGGGUUAUGUUGGUUGAUGGUUUUAAGGGACAGAAAGUUCAGGAUGUGAAGAAACCGAUUCAGAAGAUGAUGGUGGACAAGGGUGAGGCUUUGAUUUACAUGGAGCCUGAAAAGCAGGUGAUCUCUCGCUCGGCUGAUGAGUGCGUGGUGGCGCUUUGUGAUCAGUGGUAUCUGGAUUACGGAGAGAAGGAGUGGAAGCAGCAAGCCAUAACUGCUCUGGAGUCUCUGGAGACAUUUUGUGAUGAAACGAGGAAGAACUUUGAGGCGACACUAGCUUGGCUUCAAGAGCACGCCUGCUCCAGGACGUAUGGUCUAGGUACACGUUUGCCGUGGGACGAACAGUGGCUCAUCGAGUCUCUGUCAGACUCCACCAUCUACAUGGCUUACUACACUGUAGCCCACUUGCUGCAGGGAGGAGUCCUCAGCGGACAGGGACCCUCACCUCUGGGAAUCAGACCAGAACAGAUGACCAGAGAGGUUUGGGACUUCAUCUUCUUCAAAACAGCUGCCUUUCCUAAGACAGACAUCCCUAAGGAGCAUCUGCAGAGGCUGAAGAGAGAGUUUGAGUACUGGUACCCCGUGGACGCCCGUGUCUCUGGAAAAGACCUGGUGCCAAACCAUCUCUCCUACUACCUGUACAACCACGUGGCCAUGUGGCCUGACGACAGUGGAAAGUGGCCCAGAGCGGUUCGAGCCAACGGACACCUUUUGUUAAAUUCGGAGAAGAUGUCUAAAUCCACGGGCAACUUUCUGACCCUGAGUCAAGCGAUCAAUAAGUUCUCUGCAGACGGUAUGCGCUUGGCUCUUGCCGAUGCCGGAGACACCGUGGAAGACGCUAACUUUGUAGAGACCAUGGCCGACGCUGGCAUUCUGCGUCUCUACACCUGGGUAGAAUGGGUCAAGGAGAUCAUCUCCAACCAGAGCAGCCUGAGAACCGGGCCUGCCGACACGUUCAACGACCGAGUGUUCGCCAGUGAAAUGAACUCAGGGAUUAUUAGAACUGAGCAGCAUUAUGAGAGGAUGAUGUACAAGGAGGCCCUGAAGACUGGAUUCUUUGAGUACCAAGCAGCUAAGGAUAAGUACCGGGAGCUGGCCAUCGAGGGAAUGCACAGAGAUCUGGUGUUCCAGUUUAUUGAGAACCAGACCCUCCUGCUGGCGCCUAUCUGCCCUCACCUGUGUGAGUACACCUGGGCCCUGCUCGGAAAGAAUGAAUCGUUGAUGAAGGCCAGCUGGCCAGUGGCCGGCCCAGUGGACGAGGUUCUGAUCCGGUCCUCACAAUACCUGAUGGAGACGGCCCAUGACCUGCGCCUUCGCCUCAAAGCCUACAUGCAGCCUCCCAAGAACAAGAAAGGAGACAACAAACCACCAGGCAAACCUACUCACUGCACAGUGUACGUGGCAAAGAGUUAUCCGCCCUGGCAGCACAGCGCCCUCUCUCUCCUGGCCAAACACUACAAGAGCAACAGUGGAGCUCUUCCUGACAAUAAGGUGAUAGCGGUGGAGCUGGGCGCCAUGCCGGAGCUGAAGAAGUACAUGAAGCGCGUCAUGCCGUUUGUGGCCAUGAUCAAGGACAACCUGGAGAAGAAAGGGCCGAGGGUGCUGGAGCUGGAGCUGGAGUUUGAUGAGCGAGCAGUCCUGCUGGAGAACAUUGUUUAUCUCACCAACUCUCUGGAGCUGGAUCAGAUCGACGUCCUGUUUGCCUCCGAAGGGGACGAUAAAGUGAAGGAGGACUGCUGUCCAGGAAAACCGUUCAGUGUGUUCAGAUCUGAGCCCGGAGUGUCGGUGUGUCUGCUGAACCCUCAGCCGUUCAACGGACUUUUCUCCUCUCAGAUCGACAUCCGGCAGGGAGACACCAAGGACAGCGUCACUCGCCGACUGUACAGAGCCAACCGAGGCAUCAAAGACUUAUCCAAAGUGAAGCUGAUGCGUUUUGAAGAUCCGCUGCUCGGCCCUCGCAGAGUUCCCGUGCUGGGGAAGGAAGAGCGGGGCAAACUGGCCAUCUCGGACACGUGUGUGUUCCACAUCAACCUGGAGGAGAAGAAGGUGCGUCUGAGCGACAACGGCCUCACGGUGGACAUCGGAGACACUCUCGUCUACUUGAUCGAGUGAGAUUUGCGACGAUUUGCGAGGGAAAAACCACCAGCGCUGCUUUCUACAGAUUGUGAAAUGGCUGUUGUAGUCUAACGACACUGCAAAAAUAAUGUCUUAGCAAGUGAAAUAUCUUGAAUAUAGUCACAUUUAUGUAGUAUUUCCUAUUAUAAGGUUACAAUAAAUAAAAUAUAAGAUCAUUAAACCUCUUUGUACUGAUUUCAGACUUGAAAUGUUAUUCUAUUGGCAGAUGAUUUCACUUCCUUCUAGAAGUAACUGCAUAAAAUUAGUAAAAUGAUCUGCCAAUAGAACAAGACUAUGUCACGCUUGAAAUUAGUAGAAAUGUCUAGAAAUAGGUUUAAUAAUCUUAUAUUUGGUUUAUUGUAAUCUUAUAAUAGGAAAUACUAGAUAAAUUUACUAGAUAAAUUACUACAUUGAAGAUUUGAACUUGCUAAGCCAUCUAUUUUUUUUUUUUUUCUGCAGUGUAAACUUACUUCCUGGUUUGAAGUUUAGAGGAAUAAAUAUUUCCCAGUUCUCUGGUCUUGUUUAGGGUUACGGUCAUUUAUACCUCGGGAUGUCUAAUGGAUUUUCCCUGCUUAUGUUAUAACAAUAAUGAUAUUAAUAAUGAGACGUUUUAGAGGUCUGCAUUGCUGUAUCAACUCAGCAUUUUGGCUUUUUUGGCACUUAAGUUAUGUAUCUUGUGUUUAUAAAUCUAUUCAGUAAGAAGCAUUUCCACUUUUUGCUGUUAUCGAGGCCCUGUUUUUUUUUUUUUUUUUUCCUCUCUCUCUUCUCUGUAAUAAAUUCUGUGAAUGCAAACUGAUCCAAAUAAACUUCUCCUUAGUAAAUGUGG
Molecule: messenger RNA, 4508 nt
Organism: Pangasianodon hypophthalmus (striped catfish)
Lineage: Eukaryota; Metazoa; Chordata; Actinopteri; Siluriformes; Pangasiidae
Gene: lars1b
Product: leucyl-tRNA synthetase 1b
Exons: 32
Coding region: 149-3679 (1176 amino acids)
Biological process (GO): leucyl-tRNA aminoacylation
Molecular function (GO): ATP binding; leucine-tRNA ligase activity; aminoacyl-tRNA deacylase activity
Source: RefSeq, a predicted model, not a curated record